Molecule: messenger RNA, 2491 nt
Organism: Patiria miniata (bat star)
Lineage: Eukaryota; Metazoa; Echinodermata; Asteroidea; Valvatida; Asterinidae
Gene: hacl1
Product: 2-hydroxyacyl-CoA lyase 1-like
Exons: 18
Coding region: 6-1910 (634 amino acids)
Biological process (GO): fatty acid alpha-oxidation
Cellular component (GO): peroxisome
Molecular function (GO): catalytic activity; thiamine pyrophosphate binding; magnesium ion binding
Source: RefSeq, a predicted model, not a curated record
CUGCUAUGUUCUCGCAAGUGAAAAUGUUCGCGCAUGCAUUUUCGCGUGUGGCGCCGUCGUCACGCAUGACAUAUGUGCGCAGUGUGUGUGCCACCUUCCUUUCAAACUAUGGAGGGCGCUGUAACUUCACCACUUCUGCUCGAUCUUGGGACUGGAAGUUGGAGGCUGUUUUCCCGAGUGAAAAUUCCACUAAAAUGGACGGGGCAAGAGUGAUUGCUGAGGCCCUUAAAGCCCAGGGUGUUGAGUAUGUCUUUGGCAUCGUUGGGUUUCCUGUCAUCGAGGUCGGUAUGGCCAUACAGGCAGCAGGAAUCAAUUACAUUGGAAUGAGGAAUGAACAAGCGGCAUCCUAUGCAGCAGGGGCCAUUGGAUAUCUUACCGGAAGACCUGGCGUGUGUUUGGUGGUGUCUGGUCCAGGAAUGCUGAACACCAUCUCGGGUCUGGCCAAUGCAACCAUUAACUGUUGGCCGAUGAUUGUGAUUGGAGGAUCGAGUGAUGUUGAUCAAGAAUCGAUGGGAGCAUUCCAAGAAUACCCUCAGGUUGAAAGUGCCCGGCUGUGUGCCAAGUACGCCGCUCGUCCAAGCAGCGUCGAGCAAAUCCCCUUCUACAUUGAAAAGGCGGUGCGAACCAGUAUGUAUGGACGGCCUGGGGCUUGUUACAUUGACAUCAGUGGAGAGAUGGUCAACAAAUCAGUCCCUGAAGAAUCCAUCAGAAUCAUGCCCAAGGUGCAGCCGCCCCCACCGAUGCUCGCAUCGCCCGAUCUCGUAGAGAAGGCCGUCCAGCUCUUGAUGUCGGCCAAGAAUCCACUCAUCAUCGUCGGAAAAGGAGCGGCCUACGCUAGAGCUGAGGGAAACGUCAGAGAGUUGGUCAACGGCUACGGUUUCCCGUUUCUUCCUUCUCCGAUGGGUAAAGGAGUGGUUGAGGACGAUCAUCCGCAGUGCGUCAUCGCUGCUCGGUCCAGGGCAUUACUUCAAGCUGAUGUUAUCCUACUCCUUGGUGCUCGUCUCAACUGGAUCCUUCAUUUUGGUCUGCCUCCAAGAUACAAUCCUGAUGCCAAAUAUAUUCAAAUUGAUAUUUGUCCAGAGGAGCUAGGUAACAGCAUUGGCACGGAUAGAAUGUUGGGAGUGGCAGGAGAUCUCAACUCGGUGACCAAACAGAUGCUGGAGACUUUCAAGACGAGCUUUCCCAAUUGGCGGUAUCCUAGCAACACUCCAUGGUGGCAGAGUCUCCGCAGCAAAGUGUCAGCCAAUCAAAAGUCUAGUCAGGAACUGAGCGCUGACAAAUCACUGCCCAUGAGCUUCUACUGUGCCCUGGACAAGGUCCAAAAGCUGAUACCACGAGAUUCAAUCAUUGUCAGUGAGGGAUCAAAUACAAUGGAUAUUGGGAGAACCGUGCUUCUGAACCACUCCCCACGACACAGGUUGGAUGCGGGGACGUUUGGCACCAUGGGCGUCGGCCUGGGCUUCUCCAUCGCCGCCGCCCUAUUGGCCAAGGACAGGUGGCCGGGGAAGAGAGUGGUGUGCGUGGAGGGCGACAGCGCCUUUGGGUUCUCUGGGAUGGAGAUGGAGACAAUCUGCAGGUACAAUUUGCCCAUUCUGAUGAUCAUUGCCAAUAACAACGGCAUUUCAAUGGGCAUCGAUGCAGAAACUUUCCAGGAAGUGGAGGUCAAGAACAGAGGACUAGAUCUUCCUCCCACCGGUCUCAUGCCGGACACCCGCUACGAGAAGAUCAUGGAAGCGUUCGGUGGGAAGGGUUACUUCGUCACGACGCUCUCGCAGCUAGAGGGCGCUAUACAGGAGAGCCUGACUAAACACGCAGACAAACCGGUGAUCAUCAACGUGGCCGUGAAUCCCCAGUCGAUGAGGAAACAACAGGAUUUCAAUUGGCUGACAAGAACGGAGAGCAAACUGUGAUCACCGCAUUUUGCAGUCGCAACAAUUUUUCAGUUCUAGACAAGUCAUCUUUCAAUUAUAAAAAGCAAAAGGAAAACAACGUGAAUGAUUUUGAAACGUGAAGUCUGUUUAAGAAGUUUCCCGAAUCAUACCUUUGUGGUUAUUGGAAUAAGAAUUUUACAAAUUUUGCCAAUUUGAAAAAAAAAAUGGAUUACAUUUGAUAAGGCGAAAGAAAAACGUGUAUAAUAAUAAAUCACAUUUGCUUUUUGCAGGUGCUUAACUUAAGAUUUAAAAACAAAUUGAAUUAUUGAAAAGGAAAAUAAACACGUUUUCCAAAUCAUAUCCAUUCGGUAAUUGGACCAAGAGUUUUACAAAGUUUCCAAUUUUGGAAAUGGAUUGCCUUUGAUAAGUAAGAAAAAAAUGUAUUAUAAUAAAUCACAUUUGCAUUAAGCAGGUGCUUAACAAAAAGAAAACAAAAGAUGAAAUUAUUGAAAAGUAAAAUACCUUUAACAUAAAAAAAAGAAAACCAUGAAAUUCACUUUAGAUUGGGGAGCUGGUUGGCCAUAAACUGUUUUUGAGCUCUUAAGAGGACUAGUAUUGGG